Perca fluviatilis (European perch) is the source of this 1650-nucleotide messenger RNA. RefSeq names its product trans-2,3-enoyl-CoA reductase b (gene tecrb). Gene Ontology annotation, biological process: very long-chain fatty acid biosynthetic process. Bases 158 to 1210 code for a protein of 350 amino acids. The record is from RefSeq and is a predicted model, not a curated record. Lineage: Eukaryota; Metazoa; Chordata; Actinopteri; Perciformes; Percidae. The transcript has 11 exons. Gene Ontology annotation, molecular function: oxidoreductase activity, acting on the CH-CH group of donors.
GGGGGAGAGACUGAUUUAUUUCCACAGCUGAGAGCUCCUCUAUGGUUUGUCGUAGAUUUUCGGACAGACAGUUGAGAGGUGAAGAGUAACAAGAGAGCCGAAAAGAGUGAGGGAAAGAAGGGGAAAAAAUACUGAGUGCAGGAGGAGGACUGUGGACAUGGAUGCCCUAGCACUAGAGGCCACCAGCACUAAAAAGCCAUCUAACGGGGCGGCAGCGGUGGCUGCCCCGCUACCGGCUCAAGCUCCGGUCAAGCGCAAAGCUGCUAAAAAAACUAAAAAGGCUGUUGUUUUCUUUGAGGUGGAGAUACUGGAUGCCAAGACCAAGGACAAGCUCUGCUUCCUGGACAAGGUCGAGCCAAAUGCCACUAUCGGAGAGAUCAAGUCUAUGUUCCACAAGAGCCAUCCUCAGUGGUACCCAGCCAGGCAGUCCAUUCGCCUCGACCCCAAGGGGAAGUCUCUGAAGGAUGAGGAUGUUCUGCAGCAUCUCCCUGUGGGAACCACAGCAACCUUCUACUUCAGAGACCUGGGAGCCCAGAUCAGCUGGGUCACAGUCUUUCUGACGGAGUACACCGGUCCUCUGGUCCUCUAUCUGAUGUUCUACUUCAGAGUUCCCUUCAUCUACGCGCCCAAAUAUGACUUUACCACCAGUAAACACUGGGUCGUACAUCUCGCCUGUAUGUGUCACUCUUUCCACUUCUUUAAGAGGCUGCUGGAGACGCUGUUUGUCCAUCGCUUCUCUCAUGGAACAAUGCCGUUACGUAACAUCUUCAAGAACUGUACCUACUACUGGGGCUUUGCAGCAUGGAUGGCCUAUUACAUUAACCACCCACUGUACACACCACCCAUCUACGGGGAGCAACAAAUCAGACUGGCUCUCGUCAUAUUCUUGUUCUGUCAGAUCGGCAACUUUUCCAUCCACAUUGCUCUUCGGAACCUCCGUCCACCAGGCUCUAAGACCAGAAAGAUUCCCUAUCCAACCAAGAACCCCUUCACCUGGAUCUUCCUGCUGGUCUCCUGCCCCAACUACACCUAUGAGCUGGGCUCCUGGCUUGGCUUCACGCUGAUGACCCAGUGUCUGCCGGUGGCCUUCUUCACUUUGGUGGGUUUCAUCCAGAUGACUGUGUGGGCCAAGGGGAAGCACCGCAGCUACCUGAAGGAGUUCCGCGACUACCCUCCUGUCCGCUCACCCAUCCUGCCCUUCAUCCUGUAGAGGACUACUUGACCGCUCCCCUCGCCCCUUCCGCUCUCCCUGCUUGUAGGAGUCAAAUACACCCCCUCCUAAACUGAGAGUGUGCUCUCCAUUUUUCUACCCUCCAAAAUCUCCACUGGAACUUAGUAGACUACUGACUGAAAGAAUCUAACCCUGUACCCUUUUCCUUUCCUCCCCCCCAACCAAAUUUUCUUUUGCUUCCCAUCUGCCAUCCCUGUAAUAUUGAGUGCAAAUGUGAAGCACUCGAUUGCUUUUUUAAAUUGCCCACAAACCCAUUCUGAUUGGUUAACCGACAUGUGUUUGAGCUCCCAGAGCAGAUAUUCACCUUCAAACUACCCAGUGUAUAUCAAUGGCAUACUGUACAUAGAUAAUGUUAAAGGAACACGGCGACUUAUUGGGAAUUUAGCUUAUUCACCGUAUCCCCCAGAGUUAGACAAGUC